Molecule: messenger RNA, 638 nt
Organism: Rattus rattus (black rat)
Lineage: Eukaryota; Metazoa; Chordata; Mammalia; Rodentia; Muridae
Product: ras-specific guanine nucleotide-releasing factor 2-like
Exons: 4
Coding region: 1-384 (127 amino acids)
Biological process (GO): positive regulation of GTPase activity; Ras protein signal transduction
Cellular component (GO): plasma membrane
Molecular function (GO): guanyl-nucleotide exchange factor activity
Source: RefSeq, a predicted model, not a curated record
AUGGUGUGCUGGAGAUCACCUCGCCUAACAGAAGUGCCAUCUAGGCUGAAGAAAAUCCUGCCAAGUCCACAGACAAAAGCUCUGAUGGACAAACUUCAGAAGACUGUCUCAUCUGAAGGAAGAUUUAAAAACCUCAGAGAAACUCUCAAAAACUGUAACCCCCCAGCUGUCCCUUACCUUGGGAUGUACUUGACAGACCUGGCAUUCAUCGAAGAAGGGACACCGAACUUUACCGAAGAAGGCCUUGUCAAUUUCUCCAAAAUGCGAAUGAUAUCACACAUCAUUCGUGAGAUACGCCAGUUCCAGCAGACCGCUUACCGCAUAGACCAGCAGCCAAAGGUAACACUGUGUGUGAGAACCUGCAAAGACAAGUACAGAAAUUAGUGGCCCAUCAAACACAUGGAUGAGCAAUAGGAUCCUAGUCUGUGGUGAGGACCUAAAGUAGGAAUGACCAGCAAGUGUGACUGAGAGAAAGGACCAACUCAUCCACUUGAAUUCAUCACUGAGCCUGUGUCUUGGGUUCUAGCCCUCUCUCCUCCGUACAUUGCCGGUGCUUCCAUCCCAUUUCAACCUCUCAAGGUCACAAAAUCCAUUUUACAAACUGACCGAAUUUUAUAAAAUAAAAUAAUAAAGUAGCA